AUGGCCAUUCCGAAAGAUCAAAUCAGAUUACUUAUGCAAACCGGCCCAGAUGUGGUAGAGGUGGACUUCAUUGUUGUAGAUGCUUUCUCUCCCUACACGGCCAUUAUGGGCAGACCUUGGCUUCAUACCCUGGGGGCCAUCUCCUCUACUCUUCACCAGAAGAUGAAGUACCCAUUCGGAGGCCAGCAAUCAGAAACUCCGGCGUUGCCCAUCAAUGGACCAGCCGACGAAGCGAAAUGUGAAAAUCUAGAGAAGGUAGCUGUUGGCAACGAUCUGGAGAAGUUCUUUCAGGUUGGAGCUCAACUGCCUAUGCAGGAGAGGGAUCAAUUGGUUGAAUUCCUUAGGAAAAAUGUUGAUGUAUUCGCAUGGAGCGCGUAUGAAGCCCCGGGUGUAGAUCCAAGUUUCAUUUGUCAUAAUCUGAAUGUUAACCCUUCUAUUACCCCGAGGAUACAGCCACCUCGGCGUCCGCCAAAAAAGCACGCCGAGGCUGCCAGAAAUGAAGUAACCAAGCUCAAACAAGCAGGGGCUAUCAAGGAAAUUUUCUAUCCUCAAUGGUUAGCUAACACAGUGGAGUUAGGAAGAAGCAUCGAAGUCUAUAUCGAUGAUAUGGUUGUAAAGAGCAAGGUAGCGUCAGGGCACGUGGAAGACCUCACAAACAUCUUUGAAGUUCUGAGGAAGCAUAAGUUGUGCCUAAAUGCAUCCAAGUGUUCGUUUGGUGUAGGUUCGAAAAAGUUUUUGGGUUACAUGGUGACUCAAAAGGGAAUUGAAGUAAAUCCAGAUCAGAUUAAGGCCAUUAAUGGCUUACAAGCACCUUAG
Messenger RNA from Quercus lobata, 816 nucleotides. RefSeq lists its product as uncharacterized. The coding region runs from base 1 to 816 and encodes 271 amino acids. The record is from RefSeq and is a predicted model, not a curated record. Lineage: Eukaryota; Viridiplantae; Streptophyta; Magnoliopsida; Fagales; Fagaceae. The transcript is spliced from 3 exons.